AAGCGGCGCGGGUGUGCGUAGGAAACACCAUGAAGAUUAUUCCCGCGGUUCUAAGGCACCCGGUCUUCAGAGGCACCCUUCGGCUCCUGUUUUGCUUACUGUGGAUUAGAUGCUCCCAAGGAACCACGCAUGUGUUGAGAUUCGGGGGCAUUUUUGAAUGUGUGGAAUCUGGCCCAACGGGAGCAAUGGGAGCAGAGGAAUUAGCCUUCAGAUUUGCUGUGAACACAAUAAAUAGAAACAGAACUCUGUUGCCAAACACUACGUUAACGUAUGACACACAGAAGAUAAACCUCUAUGACAGUUUCGAAGCAUCCAAAAAAGCUUGCGAUCAGCUCUCUCUUGGAGUAGCAGCUAUCUUUGGGCCUUCCCAUAGCUCUUCAGCUAAUGCAGUGCAAUCUAUCUGCAAUGCCUUGGGGGUCCCACAUAUACAGACUCGCUGGAAGCAUCAGGUUUCAGACAACAAAGACUCUUUCUAUGUCAGUCUUUAUCCAGAUUUCUCUUCACUCAGCCGCGCCAUCCUUGACCUUGUCCAGUUCUUCAAGUGGAAAACUGUCACUGUUGUUUAUGAUGACAGCACAGGUCUCAUUCGAUUACAAGAGCUUAUUAAAGCUCCAUCACGGUACAACCUGCGUCUAAAAAUCCGCCAGUUACCAGCUGACACAAAGGAUGCAAAGCCCUUGCUCAAGGAGAUGAAAAGAGGCAAGGAAUUCCAUGUCAUCUUUGACUGCAGUCAUGAAAUGGCCGCAGGCAUUUUAAAACAGGCUUUAGCAAUGGGAAUGAUGACAGAAUACUAUCAUUACAUCUUUACCACAUUGGACCUUUUUGCUCUUGAUGUAGAGCCUUAUCGAUACAGUGGCGUGAACAUGACUGGAUUUAGAAUUUUAAACAUAGAAAAUAGCCAGGUGGCAUCAAUCAUUGAAAAGUGGUCCAUGGAAAGAUUGCAGGCACCUCCGAAACCCGAUUCAGGUUUGCUGGAUGGAUUUAUGACGACGGAUGCUGCUUUAAUGUAUGAUGCCGUUCAUGUGGUGUCGGUGGCUGUCCAGCAGUUCCCACAAAUGACUGUCAGUUCAUUACAGUGUAAUCGGCACAAGCCUUGGCGCUUUGGGACCCGCUUUAUGAAUCUCAUUAAAGAGGCUCACUGGGAAGGCCUCACUGGCAGGAUAACGUUCAACAAAACCAAUGGCUUGAGAACAGAUUUUGAUUUAGAUGUGAUUAGCCUCAAGGAGGAAGGUCUUGAAAAGAUUGGAACUUGGGAUCCUGCAAGUGGUCUUAACAUGACUGAGAAUCAGAAAGGAAAACCAGCAAACAUCACCGAUUCCCUAUCGAAUCGCUCCCUCACUGUUACCACCAUCUUGGAAGAGCCAUAUGUGAUGUUCAAGAAGUCUGACAAACCUUUGUAUGGAAAUGAUAGAUUUGAAGGAUAUUGCAUUGACCUCCUCAGGGAAUUAUCAACCUUCCUAGGAUUUACUUAUGAAAUUAGACUGGUGGAAGAUGGGAAAUACGGAGCUCGGGAUGAUGCCAGCGGACAGUGGAAUGGCAUGGUUCGUGAACUGAUUGAUCAUAAAGCUGACCUUGCAGUUGCGCCAUUGGCUAUUACGUAUGUUCGAGAGACGGUCAUCGACUUUUCCAAGCCCUUUAUGACUCUCGGAAUAAGUAUUUUGUACCGCAAGCCCAAUGGUACAAACCCGGGCGUCUUCUCCUUCCUGAAUCCUCUGUCCCCUGAUAUCUGGAUGUAUAUUCUGCUGGCUUACUUGGGUGUCAGUUGUGUGCUCUUUGUCAUAGCCAGGUUUAGUCCCUAUGAGUGGUAUAAUCCACACCCUUGCAACCCCGACUCAGACGUGGUGGAAAACAAUUUUACCUUGCUAAAUAGUUUCUGGUUUGGAGUUGGAGCUCUCAUGCAGCAAGGUUCCGAGCUCAUGCCCAAAGCCCUCUCCACCAGGAUAGUGGGAGGCAUUUGGUGGUUUUUCACACUUAUCAUCAUUUCCUCGUACACUGCUAAUCUAGCCGCCUUUCUGACAGUGGAGCGCAUGGAGUCCCCCAUUGAUUCUGCGGAUGAUUUGGCGAAGCAAACAAAGAUAGAAUAUGGAGCAGUUGAAGAUGGCGCAACAAUGACUUUUUUCAAGAAAUCAAAAAUCGCCACGUACGAAAAAAUGUGGGCCUUUAUGAAUAGCAGGAGGCAGUCGGUGCUUGUCAAAAGUAAUGAAGAAGGUAUCCAGCGUGUCCUCACCUCUGAUUAUUCUUUCCUAAUGGAGUCAACUACCAUUGAGUUCGUAACACAGCGGAACUGCAACCUGACUCAGAUUGGCAGCCUGAUAGACUCAAAAGGUUAUGGUGUCGGAACUCCUAUGGGGUCUCCAUAUAGAGACAAGAUAACUAUAGCAAUUCUUCACUUGCAAGAGGAAGGCAAGUUGCACAUGAUGAAGGAGAAAUGGUGGCGUGGCAAUGGUUGUCCAGAGGAAGAAAGCAAAGAUGCCAGUGCCCUGGGAGUACAAAAUAUUGGGGGCAUCUUCAUAGUUCUGGCAGCAGGAUUGGUACUUUCCGUCUUUGUGGCAGUAGGAGAAUUUUUGUACAAAUCCAAAAAAAAUGCUCAGUUGGAAAAGUGGCCUCACAUACAUGUUGAAAGGAGGGAUGACAGAAUGAAACCUUGUGGAAUCCCGCAUGAAAGAGAGCCCACGGGGCAGAUGAGCAAUUGCCCAAUAUCAUCCUCUGAGAUCUCUUUGAGAGGGAAGAAUGGAACCACACAAGUGCAGUCCCACCAUCCCCAACCUAGACCCACAGAGGUCCUUCUGUAGUGCCAUGGUAGAGGAGCUGAGGAUGUCUCUGAAAUGUCAGCGUCGGUUAAAACACAAGCCACAAGCUCCUGUUAUUGUGAAAACAGAAGAAGUUAUCAACAUGCACACAUUUAAUGACAGAAGGUUGCCAGG
Molecule: messenger RNA, 2924 nt
Organism: Euleptes europaea (tarantolino)
Lineage: Eukaryota; Metazoa; Chordata; Lepidosauria; Squamata; Sphaerodactylidae
Gene: GRIK2
Product: glutamate ionotropic receptor kainate type subunit 2
Exons: 17
Coding region: 30-2792 (920 amino acids)
Biological process (GO): modulation of chemical synaptic transmission; monoatomic ion transport; synaptic transmission, glutamatergic
Cellular component (GO): kainate selective glutamate receptor complex; plasma membrane; presynaptic membrane
Molecular function (GO): transmitter-gated monoatomic ion channel activity involved in regulation of postsynaptic membrane potential; kainate selective glutamate receptor activity
Source: RefSeq, a predicted model, not a curated record